CUCACGGCCCUGCAACGUCGCCGGCCGCUGUGGGGGCAGCGGCUGCGCCGUGAGGCGCCGGGCGGGACCGGGACCGGGGCCGGGAACUGGGGCCGCAACCGGGACCGCGGCCACGACCGGGACCACGGCCACGACCGGGACCGGGACCGGCGGUGCGUUCCCCGGCACCUUUAGCUCGUCCGGCCUGCGGCCGCUUCGCUCCGGGCGGUUCCGGCAGACGCGGCAAGAAAGGAGAGGCCGGUGUGCUCGCCGGGAACCCGGCCAUGUUCUGAGGCAGGCCUUUAGGACUCAGCUCGGAUUCAAGUCUCUGCGUGAAGGAAUUGCCCUCCUCGCAUCCCCUGGGAAGCUCUCGAACAAUGGCAAGUCCAAGAACAAGGAAAGUUCUCAAGGAAGUCAGAGCACAAGAUGAGAACAAUGUCUGUUUCGAAUGUGGUGCAUUUAACCCCCAGUGGGUGAGUGUGACCUAUGGAAUCUGGAUCUGUCUUGAGUGCUCAGGAAAACACCGGGGCUUGGGAGUUCACCUCAGUUUUGUACGUUCUGUAACUAUGGACAAAUGGAAGGAUAUUGAGCUGGAGAAAAUGAAGGCUGGAGGUAAUAGCAAAUUUCAAGAGUUCUUGGAGUCUCAAGAUGACUAUGAUCCCUGCUGGUCAAUGCAGGAGAAGUACAACAGCAAAGCUGCAGCUCUAUUUAGAGAUCAGGUGGCUACAGUAGCUGAAGGCAAGGAGUGGUCCAUUGAAACGUCUCCUGCCAGGAACUGGACCCCACCUCAGCCUAAAAUGUCUCUCUCUUCCACUCAUCGUUCUGCUGGACAAUCUCAGACUGCAACUGCCUCUUCUGACAAGGCUUUUGAAGACUGGUUAAAUGAUGAUGUCGGCUCCUACCAAGGUAGUGGCCAAGAGAAUCGCUAUGUAGGGUUUGGAAACACAGUAAACCCUCCAAAAAAAGAGGAUGACUUCCUGAAUAAUGCUAUGUCUUCAUUGUACUCGGGAUGGAGCAGUUUUACAACUGGAGCAAGCAAAAUUGCCUCAGCUGCUAAGGAGGGUGCUACUAGAUUUGGAUCUCAAGCAAGUCAAAAGUUUUGGGGCUACAAGCAGCAGCCAGAGCCGGCAUCAGAGUUAGGUCAGACAUUAAAUGAAAAUGUUCUCAAACCUGCACAGGAAAAGGUGAAAGAGGGGAAAAUAUUUGAGGAGGUCACCGUGGGGGUAUCACAGUUGGCCAGCAAGGGAGUGGGAAGUAAGGGAUGGCGAGACGUCACCACUUUUUUUUCUGGCAAACCAGAUGAUAAUUCUGAAAGACCAGCUGAGGGAGACAGCUACCAGAACAGUGGAGGGGAGGGCUACCAGAACAAUGCUGUAGAUCAAAGCUUCUGGGAGACCUUUGGCAACUCCGAUCCACCAAAAGCUCAUAAAUCUCCAAGCAGUGAGAGCUGGACCUAUGUGGACAAUUCCACAGAGAAGAAGAGCUCCGAUAGCUGGGACGUGUGGGGCUCAGGAACAGUCUCCAACAACAAGAACAGUAACAGCGACAGUUGGGAAAACUGGGAGACCAACUGGGAAAACACAGGAGGGGAGAGCAAGACCAAAAAACCUCCUAAGGCAACAAAAAAGGCGUCUUCAGCUGAUGAUGGGUGGGAUAACCAGAACUGGUAGAACUCUGUUAACCCUGUUUUGCACAUCUAGGAAGGGGAGGCUAUGCUGGCUGACGGGGGGGAGAAGGUUUUACAUGCAGCUGGAAUAUCUUGGUUGACCUUAGUGAUCUGUUACUUUUGUGCUUCCCAUUCAUUCUCCUUUCUUCUAUCCUGAUUUAGGAAAAAAAAAAAGAAAAAGUAGCAUCUGAAUCUUUUAUUAGAUAAAGGUGGCUGUCCCUUUUUUAAGGAUAGUGAUAAUUAUAUUCUCCUUGCACUAUUGAAGCUGUGUACAGUGACUUUCUUAACACAAAUGAUCAAAAGAAAAAGAAUCAGUGCAAGCACACUUUCAUGGCACAUCCUUGCAUGUGUAGGUUAAUAGCUAUUCAUCCAGUCCUCAUGUAAUUUGAGAUGAUCUGAGGUGUUUAAUGCGAAGACAGGGUGUGUCUUGAAAAGAUAGCCAUUCAGUAAGCAAGCUCUAGUUGAAUAGAUCUAGUUCAAAUGCCUUAUGGAUUGCUCUGACUGGAUUAAGUGGCAAUUCAAAAUGAUCUUUAAGAUACUUUCUAUUGGAGCUUUGUUUUUAAACUUUAUGAGACUCUUUUAGUCUUUUAAAACUUAUUUUCUCCCCUUAGAAUUAACAAGGAAUCUAGAACUAGAUGAUAAUUUGUGUAAACUCACAGUUUUGACCUGAGUUAUCAAGGGAUAUCCAGAAUGGCUCUACUUGCCUUCCUUGCUUAAUGGGUUAAGCUGCACAUGCGGCUCUUCUACACAGAUAAAAUGCAAAGCUGUGAUGUUCUCCUGCCUUAUCUACGCCCUUCCCCCAGCUUGAGUAUUUUAUAAAGUCUGUUUUUUCUCUGUCUUUCUUCCUUCAACCCAUCUCUUUUAUCUAUUCUGAUAAAAAUUAAAUCUUUCUGCUGCUUACAGCCUUUUGGAGAUCGGUUUGGCAACUUGGCAGUGAAACAAAUCUAUAAAAAAGAUUCCAGUAAGAAAAAAUGGGUGGAAAAUAUGAGAACAUUGAGGAGAGAGGUUGGCAGCAAGCCUCUUUCAAGAUGAGUAGAUGUCUGCAUUUAAUAGUAAAAUUUAAAUUAAACAGAUGUUUUCCAAAUUAAUCUUUAAUAUGUCAAACUGUAUCUCUGUGCCUAUCCUGUAUUUCUCCACAUUUUCUUCCUGGAUCUUGUUAAAGCAGCACUAUUUCAAAAACUUUAAAAACUCCUUGUCAGCAUUAAGGAAUGGAAUAGAAGAUUCAGUUACGUCUCAGUUCUGACCCAACAGAUUGCUUUGCAUGACACAAACCAUGACUUCUACAGAAGAAAUGUGACUUUAAUGACAAAGGUGUCCUGUGUGUCCCAUUUUGUUUUUGGGGGUGAGUUGCAGUGUACACUCAGCCUGAAAACAAUCAGCUCCCUUAAACUUAAAAUCAUGAUGUUGUUGCGUAGCCUACUUUACUACCAGCAUGGAGUUCUUUACUGUGGACCCUGUAAAUCUCAAUACAUACCUAAAGAGCCUUUUCCUUUUAAAAAUAGUUAAUUUGUGCAAGAAAACAACUAACCUAAGUUGUAAAUAAUGCUUCGUUUCUUUUUUUACUUCACAGAGGUUUUUAAGCUUAUAGUAAUAUCAGGAGGUUAUAAAGGAAGGAAAAUCAUGAAUCACCUCAAAAGUAGCAGAUUUUAAAGGCUUAGGUCUAAGUAGAAGUUGCUCUAUUUCUAGCCUGAUUCUGUAUUUCUAUUAGUAGGAUCUUUCAGAUGGUGAACAAAAUAUUUUUCUAGUCUUCUCUAGCCCUGUCCUGCAAGAGUUGGGAUUUCUUUCUUUUUUUCCCCCCUCGCUUCUCCUGACAGCGCGGUCUCUGCGGCUCCUGCAGCAGGACCCGGCGCCGCUCGCGGCUGAGCCAUGCGAGGCACCCGAGGUGCUCUUGCUGACACGCUGACCCUCUGGAAGUGCCGAAGGCACAAGAGAUCUUGGUUUACAAAUGCUGCUUGUGGUACCACCGGCAGAAGUUUACAGCCUGACUAUAAAACAAGGAUUUUGUUCUGUUUUUCCUCCCGUUCCAAAUAUACCUUUGUCAUAGCUUAAUUGCAUGUCAGAUGUAACUCCGUAUUUUUAUGCAUACACCUCUGUUGCCUACUUGUCAUUUGUCUGCUGCCCGGUAUGAAACUGUAAUGCAUGUACUUUGGAGGCGGUGCUGUGUAAUGUAUGUGAAGUGGCACUGCCCAGUCCUUGACUAACAGUUAGUCUUUGUGAAGUGUUGCAGUAGCGGUGACGGCGAAAUGCACCUGAUGGGUUAAACUGUCUGACUGCUGGUGUCUGUCUGGAGUGAUGUGAAGCUGAUUCAGCUUCCUGUGUACAAAUUUAUUACAGUUUCUCUUUCAUAAACCUCUUGAAAUAGCUUGUAGCAGGAUAAGCUUUAUUUCAGCCCAUUCAAUCAGCAGUAUUGUGAUGUGUAUGCAUACGUUCUCCUCAGCUGUGUGGUUUGCCUAGGAGAAAACUGGUUUAUUUAUGUAUCACUUGCAGCUACAAUUGGCAUGAGCCAUUUGUUUGUUCUUCUGGUUUUAUUUUUGUAUCUCUUGAAACUUUGUUCUAAAUUAAACUAAACAGCCAGAGCACUACUCAGGCAGAAGCUUUGGGUAAUGAUUUUUCUUCCAGUUAAGGAGACAGUGACGGAACAGUUGCAGUCUCUCUUUUUGCAGAGCUGUAGAAAGUCAACACAAUGCUACAACUCCCAGAAAGGGUUAAUGGAAGAUACUGAAAACCAACAGAAUGGCAAAAUGUGUAACUGCAGCCAGAAAACUAGUAUACCAACUGGUCUCAGUUUGCCAGGCAAAUUGGUAUUUUUUUGACUUGUCUGAAUGUGAACGUUUUACCAUGUCUUCCAGAGGAGAGGAUGAAAUGAGGGCAUUUUCUUUUGCAAAGCCUCCGCUUUAUUGGUUUUUACUCUUUUUUUUUUUUUUUUUUUUAAGUGUAGAUGGCUGUGAAGUUUCUGCAGUUUGGUGGAAUGCAUGCGAUCAAGAUGCAUGGGUGGAGUGAGUGUUUAUGAAUUAGACUUUUUUUUUUUAAAUACCUCCUUCUCGCCCCAAAUCCUCUCUUUUUUUUUGGCCUGAUCGUGAGCGCCGUAAGCAGAGGCAUUGAGUGCAGCCUGCAGGAGCUGAGGGCACCAGCCCUUGAACCCGAGUGAGCGUGUGGGUUGGCGAGGCUGUAGCGUCACCCGUCGGGUGGGUGAAGAGGGCUCCACUUUCCUUCCAGUCCCACACUGUGUAUUAACGAUUUCGUCAUACAAGCAAAUUGCUAGGAGAGAGCACAGAAGGUGAAAUGACUACUGCAACAAUUGGACCUUGCAAUGUUUGGUUUAAAUUUCCUAGUGUUUCAAACCAAUUUAUUCCCUUGUAUGGCUUCAACUUUGGAAAAUACAGAGCAGCUGGAUUCCUGCAGGUAGUCUGAAAAUAAGAAAAGCUUCAAGGCGUUCAAACUAAGUGCCACUUGCAAAAGAGUCAAAGUCUUAAAGAAUGUUCCUCAACUGGGAACCUAAUCCUAGAAGUUAAGGAUUAUUGUAAAAUGUUUCAUUUGUGUCUUGAAACCUGUUAACAAUUACAACCUUUCAAGGAGUGCUUGGCCAGUUCUCCCUCAUAGUUGAGACCUCAAGGAUAAUGCCGCUGCUUUUAUUUUUGAGGCCAGACUGUGUAAAGUUCCAUAGGUUUAUAAUGAAUUUAUCAGUGUAAUGAUCUGUGCAAUAAUUUAACAAGUGUAGGUAAAACCAUGGUUGUUUUAUCCAGGAUACAUUUAAAGAUACAGUGGUCCUCUUGAACAGCAGUCUACUGAGGUGUUUCAGUUCUCACCUUACUUUGUUAAAUUUCAGCAACCCUUGUUAGAAAAGGCUUGAAUGAUUUAAACAGAAAUCAAGAAACAUUUCAGUGUCCAUUAUUAGUGCUUUGGCUUAGUGACCUCUAGUUUUAGAGCCCUCUUUCAUUUUCAUGCCAGCAGAAACUUGGUCAGUAUGGAGUACUGUAUCUUUUAAUUUUCCCGAUGUGUUUUUUGUGAAGUUCACAGGAAUGGCAAUUUCAGUGAACACUAUUCAUUGUUCUGUAGAGUGGUACCAGACUUGAACUGCAGUGUCAUCUUUUAAAGAGCAUUAUAAUAAAGGAAAGAGAUACGGGGCA
Tyto alba (common barn owl) is the source of this 5772-nucleotide messenger RNA. RefSeq names its product ADP ribosylation factor GTPase activating protein 1 (gene ARFGAP1). Gene Ontology annotation, cellular component: Golgi membrane. Gene Ontology annotation, molecular function: GTPase activator activity. Lineage: Eukaryota; Metazoa; Chordata; Aves; Strigiformes; Tytonidae. The transcript is spliced from 15 exons. Gene Ontology annotation, biological process: regulation of ARF protein signal transduction; regulation of endocytosis. The record is from RefSeq and is a predicted model, not a curated record. Bases 357 to 1649 code for a protein of 430 amino acids.